UCAAUGUGAAUUUUCAUUUGUCUCUGAGACUUUAAGUGUUCUUAGGAAGUUAAAUCCUUUUUGGUAGGGCCACCUGAUGGUUGACACUUGGCACUAAUCUGGUGGAUUUGUGUGCCUAUAUAAGGGUGGUUUGUUUUUACCAUUGCAUUCAUUUGAGGAAGGCUUGGAGAGGAGGUGCAAGGUGUGGAGUAAAAGAGCUUCUCAAGAGGUAGGCUUCGAGUUGAGUACCUUUGGGAUUUGAGGGAGUCUUCUGGUCGACUUAAGAGUAUUCUUGCUAUUCCUGAGGCGGAGCGUGAGUGGAGUGAUUUGUUGUCUGAAUCGAGUCUCCGUCAGAGUUCUUUGUGGCGCUCUGUUGAAAAACUCCCUGAAGACGUAGCUAUGUCCCGACCCUUUACACUUCCUCUAACCGGUUCCAAUGCCUUGGAACGUUUGCGUCAAGCAAAGAAAUCAUCCGUUGGGAGCUCAGAAGCUGAUAGAGAGGUUGUCGUGCCUCCGGCUGAUCCCCCUGUUUUGACGCGGAGUCAGACGAAAAAAAAGAAGAAGGUUGUGCAGGAUGAUUCUUCUGACCCAUUUAGCGACACCGUUGCCCUUUCGUUCCCUUCCAAUGCUGCGGCCUAUAGUGAGAUUGGGCCUCACUUAGGAGAGAUUGAUAAGUUGUUGUGGCCCGAAGAUGAUCACAGAAUGGAGCAGGUUGGUACGGAUGGGUCAAUUGAUACCAUUGUUUCUCAUUUGUUCCAGGGUUUGCAAGGGGUCAUUUGGCUGAAGAAGAAAAUCAAGUCCUUAAUGGCAACUCUAAAGGACGUAAGGAGUCAGAGAAAUGAUCUUCGGGGUGAAGUUAGUCGGCUGAAAGAUGCCAAGAAGGAGUCUGAUCAACUCAUAGCUGAUUUGAAGGCUCAACUAGAAUCCAAGGAAGCUGAUGUCGAGAAGCUGAGAGUGACUCUUGGUCAAGUUGAUGAUUUGAAAGCCGAGGUUGCUUCGUUGGAGAAUCGAAUGUUGGUCAUUGGGCUGGAGGCUGAGAUCCAAUGCCGUGGCGUAAUGGCCAGUGAGUUUCGGGAUGGUAAGGCUGAUAGCUGGGAUGUUCCCAAAUACAUUGCUGAUCUUGAGGAAUUGGAGAAGAUGAGGGCUGAAGAGAUAAUCCGGGCCGAAGAGUUAGCCACUUCUUUUGGCAUCAUGACUACUAAUGAUCUGGUUGUGGAUGACUGAUUCCUCUUCUACUCGUGUUCAUUGUCGUGGGAUAACAGAGUUUGUCGGGCCUUUUCUAGUUGUUGUAUGAACUUUUUCUUAUGUAGUAUUGUAUCCUGAUCUAACUGACCUAGUUUUGUUGUAUUAUGGCUUGUUGUAGCUUCUGUUAGUGUUUUUUAAGUUAUUGUA
Molecule: messenger RNA, 1371 nt
Organism: Humulus lupulus (European hop)
Lineage: Eukaryota; Viridiplantae; Streptophyta; Magnoliopsida; Rosales; Cannabaceae
Exons: 4
Coding region: 379-1203 (274 amino acids)
Source: RefSeq, a predicted model, not a curated record